Messenger RNA from Helobdella robusta, 1515 nucleotides. RefSeq lists its product as hypothetical. Gene Ontology annotation, biological process: FAD biosynthetic process. The record is from RefSeq and is a predicted model, not a curated record. The transcript has 2 exons. Gene Ontology annotation, molecular function: FMN adenylyltransferase activity. Lineage: Eukaryota; Metazoa; Annelida; Clitellata; Rhynchobdellida; Glossiphoniidae. Bases 1 to 1515 code for a protein of 504 amino acids.
AUGGCGAAUGUUGAAAAUUCAUCGAACGGCUUUUCAAAAUCCACCAACCAGUUUACUGCGGGAAUUAUUGUGAUUGGAGACGAAAUACUCAAAGGUCAAACCAUGGAUACCAAUUCUGCCUUUUUGACGAAAAAGUUGUUCCAUCUCGGAGUGAAAGUUAAGAAAAUAUCUGUAGUGCCUGACGAACUUAACGCUAUAUCUGAUGAGAUAACUGCAUUUUCAAGCAAAUUCAAUUUUGUUAUAACGUCUGGUGGCAUAGGACCAACACAUGACGACCUCACGUUCGAGGGAAUUGCAAAGGCUUUUGAUGAAAAAUUGUAUCCCCACCCAGAAAUAAUCAAUGUUUGUAAGAAAUUCUUUGGCACAGAUGAUUUAAAGAACCCGAAAUUGAAAAUAGCUUAUGUCCCUGAAUCUGCCAAGUUGUUGUUUGGUUACGAUAAAAUUAGCCAAAAAGAUCUACAGUUUCCUUUGGUUGUAAUAAAAAAUGUGUACGUUUUUCCUGGAGUACCUCACUUGAUGGAGAAAAGUUUUCAAGCGCUGGAAGAUCAUUUUAGAAAUCCUGAUGGGAAAAGUUUCAACUCCACAAUCUAUUUAGAUGAAAAUGAGUAUUCGAUAACUCAUAUAAUCAACGAAGCAAAUCAGAAGUUUGGAUCAAACGUUGCAUUAGGGUCCUAUCCAAAGUUUCAUAAUAAUUACUAUAAAGUCUGCUUAACAUUGGAAUCACCUAGUAAAGAUGACUUAGAUAAUUGUAUGACUUUCUUUCUUAAAAAAUUGCAACACUGCCUAGUUACAGAUUACGAUAGAGAUCCAAUAUUAAAUGCUUCUGAUAAAGUUUACAACAUCUGUCAGAGAAUUGUUAGUCACAAAUUUGAUGCCGAAUUUUGUGAAAAACUAUCAAAUUCAUUAAAAAUAUUAGAAAAAUGUUUCAACAGUUAUAAAUUAGAUGAGAUAUGUGUAGGCUUCAAUGGUGGCAAAGACUGCACUGCUCUUCUGCAUCUAGUUUAUGCUGUUAUAAUAAAAACACGUGGUGAUGUGAGUGAGCUAAAUUGCUUGUACAUAAGAAGAGGACAACCUUUUCCAGAAGUUGAACACUUCAUCAAGAAAACAGUUAAGAAGUACAACAUAAAACUUCACACUGUAACUGGGCGCAUUAAAGAUGCUCUAAUCAGUUUCAAAUCCGUAAAACCUAAUUUCAAAGCAGUUAUAAUGGGCACUCGCCUUACAGACCCUCACUCCUCUCAUCUUCAAGAUUUCAGUCCAACAGAUGAAGGCUGGCCUGAAUACAUGCGUGUCCACCCAAUUCUUCACUGGACAUAUGGUGAGCUGUGGUCAUUUAUUAGGAACUUAUCGCUUCCCUACUGCUCCCUCUAUGAUGUUGGAUACUCAUCACUUGGUAGCAUGGAGAACACCCAUCCCAACCCAUCACUUCAAAGAACUGACAGCAAAGGAAAUAUUUCCUACAAUAAGGCUUAUACGUUAACAGAUUUCACAUUUGAGCGAUCUGGAAGGAAUUAA